AAGCCGUGGAAAAUACAACAUUAAAAAGUACCCGAUUUGUUUGUACCCUGAAGUACCAACUGCAAUGGCUGAAUAUUAUCCACCACCGCCCGGUGUACCCUACGGUUAUUAUCAACCGCCGCCUCCACCGCCUCCGCCGGGAGCCGCCGCACCGCAGCCUCCACCACCACUGCCGCCGUAUAUGCCCCAGCAACAGCCACCACCUUUCGCCCCCUACGCGGUUCACUUCCCCUCGAACGGUUCUUAUGAUGCUGUCCGAACCAUAUUUGUGGCGGGUUUACCUGAAGACGUUAAGGCUAGAGAGAUUUAUAACCUGUUCCGUGAGUUUCCUGGCUACGAAUCCUCUCACCUUCGGAACCAAGCCCAAGCUUCACAGCCAUUUGCUUUUGCUGUAUUCUCUGAUCAGCAGUCUGCAAUUGUGGCAAUGCAAGCUCUAAAUGGAAUGGUGUUUGAUCUUGAGAAAGGAUCAAUCCUGUAUAUUGAUCUUGCAAAAUCUAAUUCCCGAUCUAAGCGCUCAAGAACUGAUGAUGAAUGGAGUGGCUCUGAUAAGAAAGCUAGAGGGUCCUCCACAUUUUCAAGAGGAACUCCUGAUUCAGGUUUUGGCAGCGUUCACAUGCCUGGAAUGGGUAAUUCUGCUUACAACAUGAUUGGUUAUCCACCUACACAAAGUCUUGGAAACCUCGAGGCAAGAGCUGCUAGUGAGAGAACAGCUGCCAAAUUGAAUCAUUCAUCAGCCUCCCCUAAUGUCCCCAAAAUCGGUGCCCCAUGUCCAACUCUUUUUGUGGCUAAUCUUGGGCCAACCUGUACAGAGCAAGAAUUGGUUCAAAUCUUUUCUAGAUGCCCAGGAUAUCUAAAAUUAAAGAUGCAGAGCACAUAUGGGGCUCCAGUUGCAUUUGUUGACUUUCAGGAUACUUCCUCUUCAAUGGCAGCAUUAAGUAGUCUGCAAGGCACAGUUCUCUACUCAUCUCCAGGUGGAAUACGUUUGGAAUAUGCUAAGUCAAGGAUGGGAAUGCCUCGCAAGCCGAAAUAAUGAAGAUUUUGCAGGCAGAAUAACCCGUUGCUUGUCUACCAGCCACCAAAAAGUUUAGGAAGGUAAUUUAUAUCUGUUAUCAGAUUUCUAUCGACUUGUAUCAAGUCUCUUGUAUUUCAUUUACGAUUCAUAAUUGAAAGCAAGUUUCAUGUUGAUCCAGCUUCUUGUUUUCCCUUUUCAAGUUGCCAUGAGAGGUGUCAAAAAUACUUGCUGCAUAUUGUUGACGUGAAAUUUACUUGGACCAGUACCUAUAA
Mangifera indica (mango) is the source of this 1284-nucleotide messenger RNA. Its product is annotated as RNA-binding protein L-like. Lineage: Eukaryota; Viridiplantae; Streptophyta; Magnoliopsida; Sapindales; Anacardiaceae. The record is from RefSeq and is a predicted model, not a curated record. The transcript has 10 exons. Bases 65 to 1030 code for a protein of 321 amino acids. Gene Ontology annotation, molecular function: mRNA binding.